GCAAAACUACCUGCAAAGAACAAAGAGAAGAAGCUCUUUUCUUUUUGAUAGGGUCACAAGCCAAAGCCUUUUGUUGUGGUUGUCUUUGCUUAUUAAGCCACACUCUCUAAGACACAAAAAAGUGGGGAAAAAAUUAUCCCAAAAGCAACCAACACAUUUGUCUCUCUCUUUCUCUGUCUCUCUCUCUCUCUCUUCCUAUGGACUUACAACUGAAGCAAUGGAGAAGUCAGCAGCAGAAUGAGUCAGAAGAACAAGGUUCUGCAACUAAGAUGUCUAACUUUUUCUUUGAUCAGAUUCAGUCUCAAACUGCAACUUCUGAUGCUGCUCUACCUCUCUUUGUCCCUGAACCCACCUCUUCUUCCUCAUUCUCAUGUUUCACUCCUGAUUCUUCCUCUUCCUCUACGAGGCAUCUCAAGAUGGGAAACUUCUUUAGCUGGGCACAGUGGCAAGAACUUGAGUUACAAGCACUGAUCUACAGAUACAUGUUGGCUGGUGCUUCUGUUCCUCAAGAGCUCCUCUUACCCAUCAAGAAAAGUCUCUUCCAUCAAUCUCCUUUGAACUUCCUUCAGCAUCCUCUGCCACAUAACUUCCCUCAUCACCAAGCUUCUUGGUACUGGGGGAGAGGAGCAAUGGAUCCUGAGCCAGGGAGGUGCAAGAGAACGGAUGGGAAGAAAUGGAGAUGUUCGAGGGAUGUUGUAGGCGGUCACAAGUAUUGCGACCGCCACAUCCACCGUGGUAGAAACCGUUCAAGAAAGCCUGUGGAAACCACCGCCAAAACAGCCACCACAAACGCUGCAGCCACAAACGCACCAUCUUCCUUUGUCUUAGGCGAGGAACUUGGUCAUGGACCAAACAAACUCUUCUUCUCAUCUGGCUCAUCACAUCAUUCAUCUCAACAUCUCCACCUUAACAAUCACCAAAGUUGUUCUUCAGACAUUAAACAAGAAAGCAACAACAACAACAAGAGGCCAUAUGGAGUUCACAGUGGCUUCAGCAAUGGAAGAUCAGAUGAUGGUCACAUCCUGAGACCUUUCUUUGAUGAUUGGCCACGAUCAACUGACUAUACCUCAAGUCCAAUGAGCUCAUCGACUUGUCAUCUUUCCAUCUCCAUGCCCGGUAACCCUUCCUCAGACGUUUCCUUAAAGCUUUCCACAGGAAAUGAAGAAGAAGAAGAAGCAAACAUGAGAAACAAAAAUGAGAGGGAGCAACAGCAAAGCAUGAAUUGGUGGAGCAGUGGAGGGAACCACAACAAUAUGGGUGGGCCAUUGGCUGAAGCCUUGAGGUCAGCCUCUUCAACGUCAAGUGUUCUUCAACAAAUGGGAAUCUCAACUCAAGUCUUUCACUGAAGAAAGUGUUGAAAAAACAAAAAAAAACAAAUCAAGUCCUCUUUUAGCUGCCUCUGCAUCUGCACUUUCUUCAUUAUGGUUCUUCUCUGAAUUGUUUUUGUACCGGUGAUGUUGUUAGGCCUAAUUUGCCUGCUUUGGAACUGUUUUCUUUCUUUCUUUCCUAUGCAGAAAUUUAUGUCUGAAGUUUAAGUAUGUUGGUGAUAAGUAUGUCAUAAGUCAGUACCUGAGAAGUUUCUUGGUUUAGAUGUUGGUAAUAUGUAAGUUGGAUUAGCUA
Messenger RNA from Raphanus sativus (radish), 1620 nucleotides. RefSeq names its product growth-regulating factor 4. Lineage: Eukaryota; Viridiplantae; Streptophyta; Magnoliopsida; Brassicales; Brassicaceae. Gene Ontology annotation, molecular function: ATP binding. The record is from RefSeq and is a predicted model, not a curated record. The transcript is spliced from 4 exons. Bases 198 to 1346 code for a protein of 382 amino acids. Gene Ontology annotation, biological process: DNA-templated transcription; regulation of DNA-templated transcription; developmental process. Gene Ontology annotation, cellular component: nucleus.